Carica papaya (papaya) is the source of this 2768-nucleotide messenger RNA. It is a transcript of the gene NPR3, whose product is annotated as NPR1-like protein 3. Gene Ontology annotation, cellular component: nucleus. Gene Ontology annotation, molecular function: protein binding. The record is from RefSeq and is a predicted model, not a curated record. Gene Ontology annotation, biological process: regulation of jasmonic acid mediated signaling pathway; defense response to fungus; defense response to bacterium. Lineage: Eukaryota; Viridiplantae; Streptophyta; Magnoliopsida; Brassicales; Caricaceae.
ACUCUUGUUAUUUAUUAUUUUUUCUCUCUCUCUUUGCUUCUCCUCUGCAUCCUGCUUCUCUUGAAUAGAAAUCUUAUCUGAUUUUUUUCUCCUUUAAGAAAUUCCUUGAUUAGUGCGUCUUUGAUUUCCUCUUUAAGAAAUUUUUCUUAGAUCUGCUUCAGUUUUUUUUUUUGUUUUUGUUUUUAGAUAAAUGAAAUGAAAGCUGUUGAAAUUUUAUAUGUUAAUUGUUUUCGGUAGCUAAUUUUCUUUAAUGAGUUUUCCUCAUAGUCAUUAUGCUGAUUAGGUGGUAUUGGAAAUUCAAGCAAGAAAUUGAAGUAAAUAGUGUUGUCAAAUGUAGUUUCAUUUUUGUUUAAAUUGUAAUCUAUGUUUCUAUAUUUAUUGAUUGCAGUAACUAAUCAUAGCUUCAUGUUUAUGCUAAAUUCGCUUUGUCUUGCACCCAUUCGGGAAAUUUCUUUUCCCGGGUUUCUGUCUGUUGAGGUUUAUUUUCCAUCUCCAGGAAUCUAAUAACAAGGCUUAUUUAUGUUUCAUCGCGUUCUGUUUCUCUCAUGAAUUGUGAUAGCUUUUCCAUGAAAUGGGCACUUCCCUUUAUGAUAACGAUCAAGAAUGUUAAGAUAGUUCUAUAGAUUUUCAGUUUUUUUGGGGGGGUGGAUUUUAGCUUUUACUGGAGAAGUAUGAAAGUUAGCUUAAAAGUUCCCUCUUACUAGUACAAAUCGGUUCUUAAGUAGAUUGUUAAUGGCUAAUUCAGCUGAGCCAUCAUCAUCUUUGAGCUUUACUUCAUCUUCCCACUUAUCAAAUUGCUCAGCUAGCCAUAACUUCUCAUCCUCUUCUUGCCAUGAAACGGGGCCUAAUCUUGAGGUGAUCAGUCUAAGCAGGCUAAGCUCCAACUUGGAACGGCUCCUGAUUGAUUCAACUUGUGAUUACAGUGAUGCUGAUAUCAUUGUGGAGGGCAUUUCUGUUGGUGUUCAUCGAUGUAUUUUGGCUGCUAGGAGCAAGUUCUUCAAUGAUCUCUUCAGAAAAAAAAUGGGAAUCCCGAAAAAGAAUAAACCAAAGUUCAAAAUGAGUGAGUUGUUGCCUCAUGGCAAGGUUGGAUAUGAAGCCUUCUUGAUAUUCUUGAGUUACUUGUACACUGGAAAAUUAAAGCCUUCUCCCAUGGAGGUAUCGACCUGUGUUGAUACUGCAUGCGCCCAUGAUGCCUAGCCAGCCAUUGAUUUGCUGUGAGUGAUGUAUGCCUCGUCAUAUUCAAUACCAGAGCUGGUUUCCCUCCUCCAGCGGCGUCUUCUUAACUUUACCGGAAAGGCUAUGGUGGAACAUGUUCUCCCAAUCCUUGUGGUAGCAUUUCAUUGCCAAUUAACUCAGCUUAUUGCUCAGUGUGUUGAUAGAGUGGCAAGGUCAGAUCUUGACAAGGUUUCCAUUGAGAAAGAACUCCCCUUUGAAGUUGCAGAGGAUAUUAGACUGGUGAGAGACAAGUCUCCGCCUGAUGAAAACAAUAACCGAGAAAUUUUGGACCCAUUUCGUGAAAAAAGAGUCAGGCGAAUACAUAAAGCAUUGGACUCGGAUGAUGUUGAACUGGUGAAGCUACUUCUGACUGAGUCUAAUAUAAGUCUAGAUGAUGCUAAUGCUCUCCAUUAUGCUGUGGCAUACUGUGAUCCAAAAGUUGUGUCUGAGGUUCUUUGCCUAGGUCUGGCUGAUGUCAAUCUUCGGAAUUCUAGGGGUUACACUGUUCUCCAUAUCGCUGCAAUGCGUAAAGAGCCAUCAAUAUUAGUGUCACUUUUGACCAAAGGAGCUUCUGCUUCAGAGUUGACUUUGGAUGGGCAGAGUUCUGUUAACAUCUGCAGGGGUUUGACAAGGCCAAAAGAUUAUCACGCAAAAAUGGAGCAGGGCCAAGAAACCAAUAAAGACCGGAUAUGCAUCGAUAUUCUAGAGAGAGAAAUGAGGAGGAAUCCAAUGGCUGGAGAUGUAUCUAUGAACUCGCACACAGUGGCUGAUGAUCUGCACAUGAAGCUGCUAUACCUGGAAAACAGAGUUUCAUUUGCACGAUUAUUUUUCCCUGCUGAAGCCAGGGUAGCCAUGAACAUUGCUAAUGCUGAAACAUCUGAGUUUGCCGGUCCUUCAGCCUCAUCAGGAUCGAAUGGGAACCUAAGGGAGGUUGACUUAAAUGAGACACCUACCAUGCAGAAGAAAAGGCUUCUUUCUAGGGUGGAAUCACUUAUGAAAACAGUGAACAUGGGUCGCCGCUUUUUCCCUCAUUGCUCUGAAGUGCUGGAUAGGUUCAUGGAGGAUGACCUCCCAGAUUUGUUUUACCUUGAGAAGGGCACUCCUGAUGAACAGAGAAGAAAGAGAACUCGGUUUAUGGAGCUUAAAGAUGAUGUCCAAAAGGCAUUUAUUAAAGACAAAGCCCGAAGUAGCUGCUCUGGAUUGUCUUCCUCUUCGUCUUCAUCUUCUUUAAAAGAUGCUGUAACUUAGAAGCUAAAUGGAUUGUGAAGACAGAAUUGUUUGAAAAGUGUGUCAAGCAAAAUGGAUUUUUAGGUUUAGCCUCAUUAAGAAUCUGGCUGAUCUGGUCUUUUAUACAAUUUUAGGUAGGAAUUUUUUUUUUUUUUUUUUUUUAAAUCUGUAAACUAUUGUUUGUUGAGAGAAUGUAGCAAAAACUUAUUUACUUUUGUUGGUAAAAGGACUUAUUCACUCUAAAGUGAGAUGCAAGAUAACCUUAAAACUUUUUUUUGCUAUGUAAUAACAGCUGAGUUGAAAUGAAAUCCAAAUCAAACAGAUCA